Molecule: messenger RNA, 1962 nt
Organism: Durusdinium trenchii
Lineage: Eukaryota; Dinophyceae; Suessiales; Symbiodiniaceae
Source: the annotation of a GenBank genome assembly
AGCCAUUUGCUUUGCCAGCUUGUGUCAGGCGGCCCUCAAAAGCCCAUGGCGCAGACAUCUAGACAAAGCACCGGCAGCACUCCGAACACAAUGGCACCCUCUGCUGUCUUUGGAGUGCGAGUUCAACAUCAGCACUUUCCGUGUCCGCGGGGAAGCUUCACCAUCGGUGUCAAUGGUGUCAAUAGUGUGAACCGCUACAGCUCGCUUCAUAGCACAGCAGCGCCAGCACAGCAUGCUGCUCCAUCAUCUCCUAUGGUAAGGACUUCGCAAAGCAUGUCCGGCAGCCUAUCAGUUCCAUUAGGCAAUCGAUCGGAGGGAUCUACAUUUGCAUCUUCCAGAACCCACGAGCCCAAAGAAGCAUUACAAUCUUUGAUAUUGGGCAACAAGCGCUUUCAACAAGGAACCCGUUCCUGUCAUUUCGGAGCACGCAGUCCAUUUGCAACUAUAGUUGCAUGCACUGACGGCCCAGGCCCUAUUGAACCCAUUUUUGAUGCUCCACCUGGAUCCCUUUUUGUGUCAAAAGUUCACGGAUGCCUUGCAAGCUCAGAAGGCUUGGUGGAAAAGCUUGAGCUCAGCAUCAGACUGGGAAGUAGCCUGAUACUUGUUCUGGGGCACAGAGAGUCUCAAGUGAUGCUUGAUGCGGCGCAAAACUACAUGGAGGGGUGCAAUGCGCAGUUCCCUACUCUUCCGGAGGCAGUUGAGGACAUGGGGCCCUCUGCAGAUGCAGCUUUUGUUGCAGAACGUGCAAUGCACCUGAACAUGAUCCACACAGUGCGUUACCUGCUGAGUGGGCGAUUGGGAGAACAUGUGAGGAGCAACAAAGUGGAGAUCCAAUGCGGUAUGUUUGAGCCCCUGACGGGGUCAGUUCAGUUCAUGGGCCCAAUCGCAGGGCAAACACAGCUAUUGUAUCCAGUCUUUACAGACUUCGGAUAUCCUGCACCUCCAGUUCUUUUGGGGAAUGUGCCAGCCAAUUUCAAAGCUCUUUCAGAGAAAGCCGCUUCACAUUUCGGAGAAAGUCAGGAUGAUUUUGGUGUCCAGGAAGUUCACUCUUCUGACGAAUUCACGGAGGGGCAAGCUCUGGAGCCUACGAACGGUUUAGAGGUAGCCCCUGGCAAUCAGAGCAUCCUUGGUGCACAGGUGGAAAUGAAACCUCAAACCCCACAAUCAUCUCAAAGUUCAACAAGUGCAGAGCCCGAAGAUCACACCCUUUCCACGCUUGAGUUUGAAGCAGGUGAAUGCACAGAGGCUCAAGCCGUUGAAGAAGCUGUGCAACCUGUGCAAGUGCAGGCCUCAUUUAUGGCCGCUGAUGUUGCAGAGGGAGAAAUGAAGCCUCAAGUAUCUCAAUUCUCUCAAAACUCUACAAAUGAUGAGCCUGAAGAUCAUACUACUGGGGCAAGCGAGUUUGAAGCAGCUGAAUCCCCGGAGUCUGGCAUGCAAGAAGGAGCUGAGCAAGCUAGUCCAACCCCGUUGAGGGAUGCAGAAGAGGGCGAAGUAGAGGUGAACGAGGGAAGGAUUCAACAGGAGACUCAGAAUCGAGCAGAAGAGCACGACAAAGAUCAGCCUCAACCACCAGUCAGCAGAGUCAUGGUGGGUGCGGGUCUUGCAGUUGUAGCCAUUUUGUUGAUUGGUGUGGGACGACGGGGAGGACUUCGUCUUCUUCGACGCAAUUUGAUGAGACGCAUGGGCUAAGGCGGCUCAACACGCUUCCUGAGCCUCGUGACGCUUGCGCAAAAAGCAAGGCAUGUGACAGAACCGAAACACAUGCAGGCAAGCCUUUUGGCUUGCAGAAUGAGAUUGUCCAAUCGGAUCAUUGGAUCAGUUCCUGGAAGCAUGCAUGGCAUGGAGCCCAGUGUUCCCGAUGUAUCCGAAAUGUACAGAGUUCCCUGAUUCUCAGAGCUCAAUGCGGCACAGAGAUCUCAAGGGAGCGACGAUUAGUUGGGGCAUCACGGAAUGCAGAGUCAA